Messenger RNA from Dujonia railenensis, 1134 nucleotides. The record is from the annotation of a GenBank genome assembly. Lineage: Eukaryota; Fungi; Ascomycota; Pichiomycetes; Serinales; Debaryomycetaceae.
AUGUUUCCCUCGAUUGUCGUAAAGCAAGUAAAUAAGUCAGCGAAGACCUCCUUAAACUACUUACUAUCUGCGCUACCGACUUCCAGCUCGAAACCAUCUACCGAAUAUGUCCCCAAGCAUCUCGCGACACCUUCAGGUGAAUCUAAACUGGUGCCCUCAGCAGACCCAGCAUCAUUAAUUAUUACACCCAACACAUUGAACAAGCUAUUCCAUGACGAGAACUGGGGCACUUUCAAGGGCGGUCAGAUCUCCAGAUCGCAGCAAUUUUUCAACAAUUCCCAGAUCAAACUCGACUGGACUCUCGAUAAUAUCCUGGAUAUACCAGACAUUAAAUACGAAAGACUAAAGAAAGACAGAGAUGAACAAUUUGCAAAGAUGGAUCCGUACAACAAAACGUCCACGUACUAUCAAACAGCAUCUAAAUCGAAAAAGACUUUCGGAAUACCACCGGAUUUGCUCAAACCACUCCCUGAGGUUCUCUUGCUAGGCAACACCAAUGUAGGUAAAUCCACCAUUGUGAAUACGUUGUUGUUGGAUAAAGCAGAAUCGCAAACUGCUGGAGCUCUGACUGAAUACGCAUAUGUUUCCCGUAGAGCUGGGUACACAAAGACGUUGAAUUGCUUCAAUAUCAAUAAUAAGAUCAGGAUCGUAGACUCUCCAGGGUAUGGGCAGUUUGGUGAGCGGAUCCAGGGUCAAGCAGUGAUGGAUUACAUAGAGCAUCGGAAGUUGUUGCGGAAUGUUUUUGUAUUGAUUGACGGUCUCAAUGGAGUUAGUGAAUUGGAUGCUCAAAUGAUUGGGUUUUUGAUGAACCAAGGUGUUUCCUUUGAUAUCAUAUUCACUAAAGUCGACCAGGUCAUUAAGGCCAAGCUCCCUAAGGGAUUACUGACGUUUACUAGGGGAGAUAUAGCAAAGUUUAGCGUUCAAGACCGCAAGGACAAUGCCCUGAAGAUAGAGGAAGCAAAUGAGAAGGUCAUCAAGCAUUUCAGUGAGGUAAUCAAUGAUGCGGGGUUGAAAGAGGUUCCGACGUUGCCCAGGUUCUACUUCAACAAUGGAGUUCCUACACCAUUCCUUCCAAAGAGAUACGGGUAUAAGGAGAUCCGAUGUGCCAUAUUGCAAAGCUGUGGAUUGAUCUAG